AACAGAGUCCCUUAUUACUGUCUCUUUGCACCCUCUUCUCUCUCCUCUUCAACACCCAAAAACAUGAUUGAGUAAAAACUAAAAACACAGAUUUGUAGCAAAGUUUUCAUCUUUCAAGAACACCCAACAUACCACCAACAAAGAUUUGCAUUUUGCAGCAAAACCCACCAAAAAUCAUCUAUUUUUUUAGUGAAUUCCACAUGGGUUUUUCAUAUUCUUUCAGUAGGUGAUGGUGGUGAUGAUCUUCAAGAUCUUUGGUCUUUAACAAACCAUUGAUGCAAUGAGAUGUAAUCUUUUUCACAAAAAGAAUUUAACCCAAUUCAGAAAACACUCAAAAUAGCACAAAAAACCAAAAAAGUUUUAAUUUUUGUAUACCCAGAAAGAUUUUCAUUAAAUCUUUCUAAUUUGAUAAUUUCAACAUUGCAAAUAUGAGGAAACAUGGAUGGCAACUUCCCUACCACCCUCUUCAGGUGGUAGCUGUAUCUGUGUUCUUGGCAUUGGGUUUUGGAUUCUAUGUGUUUUUUGCUCCUUUUGUUGGUAAAAAGAUGUACCAGUAUAUUGUAAUGGGGAUCUACACUCCUCUUAUUAUAUCUGCAUUCGGGUUGUAUAUAUGGUGUGCGGGUGCGGAUCCGGCAGAUCCGGGUGUUUUCAAGUCGAAAAAGUAUAGUAAAACUCCGAAUAACAACAAAACGAGUGGUAGAGUUAAGGAAUCUAAACUUGGUGGGGAAUCGACUUCAUCGAUACAAGAUGCGAAUGCUGCAAGUGUUGGAGGUAAACAGUCGGUCAAGAACGUGAAGAAUUUGGAUUCGAGAACGGAUGAUAAUGUGUCGGAAACUGUAAAGAGCACGGUGAAACCGUGUUGGUUUGUGGCUUUGGUUCCGUGUGCUUUGAUGUGCGGUUGCUCGAGUUCGAAUGAUGAAUCUUCGGAGCUUCAGACAAGUGAAGAUGGCAUGUUUUACUGUAGUUUGUGUGAAGUUGAGGUUUUUAAGUACAGCAAGCAUUGUCGAGUUUGCGACAAAUGUGUCGAUCGAUUUGAUCAUCAUUGCAGGUGGCUGAAUAACUGUGUAGGCAAGAAGAACUACAAAAAGUUCUUUACUCUUAUGAUCUCGGCACUUCUCCUACUGGUACUUCAAUGGUCAACUGGGAUCGUUGUGUUGAUAUGCUGUUUUCUUGAUCACAAGAGAUUCAGUGUAGACAUUGCUACGAAGCUUGGAAGCAGUUUCUCGUUAGUGCCGUAUGUUAUCGUCGUGGGAGUGUGCACGAUUUUGGCUAUGAUCGCAACGCUGCCACUUGUUCAACUUUUCUUCUUUCACAUUCUUCUAAUAAAGAAGGGAAUCAGUACAUACGAUUAUAUCAUAGCAUUGAGAGAGCAGGAACAACAGGGCAUCGGUGGUCAACAAAGUCCGCAAAUGUCACCCGCAAGCUCUAUCACCGGUUUAAGCAGUGCCAGCUCGUUUAACAAUUUCCGUCAAGGAGCGUGGUGUACGCCCCCACGUUUGUUUGUUGAAGAUCAGUAUGAUGUAGUUCCACCGGACACUGGUUCCGUUAGCUCACUGGGUAAGAGGACAGUAGACGAGCCCAUGAAGAAAAAGAACCCCGCGGCCGUAAAGAUCAGCCCGUGGACAUUGGCCCGUUUAAACGCAGAGGAGGUAUCAAAAGCCGCAGCGGAAGCCCGAAAGAAGUCUAAAAUCAUACAGCCCGUUUCACGAAAAGACACCCAACUGGCUACCCCUUACGGGCUCGAACGCGAUAACAGCGUUGGAAGCAGCGAGCGUCGGUUAUUCUCAAAGCUCGAAAGUAGCCGAAGACGAGGAAGCAAGAGGAUCCGUCUUCCGGAACAUUCACACCCCGCAGAACAACCAUCGUUACACCACAAUAUGAUAAACGAUCGAAUAACGGGUCAGGAUUUUUCAACCCUGGUCCCUUUGCAGCUCGAGGCCCGUAGUGUUUUCCGGCCGAUGGGUUCGACUGGUAUCGUAGAAUCGUCACCGGAUAGCAGCUUGACCUCGCCCGAUAUUCACCCGGUUAGGAUCUCUUCGGGCACCGACGAGGCUAGGAUCCCGAUCUCUGGGGCCCACGAGAAGCCCGGGGUCAUACCGUUGUCUAGAUCGACUAGCGAUGGGGGUUAUGACGCAUCGGGUGGGGAAGAUAGCGACCGGGUCCCGUCUCGGUUGGUUCAAAGGUCGGGAAACUGGAGCGCGCGGUUGUUUAGCGGUGAACAAGAUGACAUGAUUGCAAGAUUGAAGAUGGCAUCUUCUUCAAGAUCAACAUCUAAUUAUGGAAAAUGAAAGAAAGAUAAGAUUUGAGGUCAUUUUUGCAAUUUUUUUAUUUGUUAGGGUGGAAAUCAGAAACAAGAUAUGUGGGUGGAAGGAAGAAAUGACUAAUUUGGGAAAAGAUAAUGUUAAUGUAAAAAAGAUUGGGGCUAUUUCUCAAGUGAUUAGCCAUAUAUUUGCUCAAAUUGAUGUGUCUAAGCUUUGAAUUGGAUUAUGA
Molecule: messenger RNA, 2490 nt
Organism: Helianthus annuus (common sunflower)
Lineage: Eukaryota; Viridiplantae; Streptophyta; Magnoliopsida; Asterales; Asteraceae
Product: probable protein S-acyltransferase 22
Exons: 9
Coding region: 429-2288 (619 amino acids)
Biological process (GO): peptidyl-L-cysteine S-palmitoylation; protein targeting to membrane
Cellular component (GO): endoplasmic reticulum; Golgi apparatus
Molecular function (GO): protein-cysteine S-palmitoyltransferase activity
Source: RefSeq, a predicted model, not a curated record